Trypanosoma conorhini is the source of this 438-nucleotide messenger RNA. RefSeq lists its product as uncharacterized. The transcript has a single exon. The record is from RefSeq and is a predicted model, not a curated record. The coding region runs from base 1 to 438 and encodes 145 amino acids. Lineage: Eukaryota; Euglenozoa; Kinetoplastea; Trypanosomatida; Trypanosomatidae.
AUGAGCAGCGGCAAGCGUGGGACGUCGCCGUCGCCGUCCGCGGCGGCGGCCGCCGCGCAGGGCAAGAGCAACCCCGCGCAGCGUGAGAUUCUGCAAACGGCACGCCUCUCGCUGGAGCUGACGCGGGCCGAUGACGUGUGGUCGUCGUGGUACAAGGAGUCGGAGGACCAGUUCGCCGACUUCCAGUCCUUCGGGGAGACGGAGGGGGGGCCGAACGCCCCCGCCGCGGCAGGGCCCAAUGCCGGCAGCGGCGGCGCCCAGUUUAGCAGUUCCCACCGCACACUCAGCGCCCGCCGGGUCAGCGGGCUGUUUGAGGAGGAGGUGCUGAAGUCGUGGGAUGAGGACUGGGAGGACGAGGACGUGGAGGACACGUUUGACGCCAUCAUGGGCCAAAUUGGGCGCUACGAGGCCUUGCGGGCAGCCUCCGCGCCCAAGUGA